AUGUCGCUGCUCUUCAGAUCCAGUUCACCGCCGCUCUUCAGAUCUAGAUUGCCUCCUCACGAUUUUGGCUGCGAUGAUCUAGAUUUGAAGAGCGGUGGCAAACUAGAUCCGAAGAGCAGCGAACCAGAUUUUAUUUUGAUUUUAAUUACUUGUGGCUACCUUCUAAGGAGGUCAUUCCAAAACAAGCCUCAAGAACUUGAUAUAUAUGAUGAAUUAGUCACUUUCUACUACAAACAAUCACUUGAUCACUUCAAUUACCAACCUCAAAGUUAUAUCACGUUUGAUCAAAGAUAUAUCAUCAAUUUCAAGUAUUGGGAAGGUGUCAAUCCCAACAUUCCCAUCUUCGCCUACUUGGGUGCCGAAGGAAGUCUCGAUAAUGACUUAUCUUUUACCCUCCCUUUCGCCUCUCGGUACAAGGCUAUGGUUGUGUAUUUAGAGCAUAGAUUUUAUGGGCAGUCAAUACCAUUUGGUUCUUUAGAGAAGGCUAUGAAAAAUACCACCAUUCGAGGGCAUUUAAGUUCAGCUCAAGCCUUAGCGGAUUACGCCCAAGUGAUUUUGCACGUCAAGAAAAUGUUCGCAGCUGAGACUUCACCAAUCAUUGUCAUUGGAGGCUCCUACGGUGGAAUGCUUGCUUCGUGGUUCAGGCUGAAGUAUCCUCACAUCGCUCUCGGAGCCCUAGCUUCAUCGGCACCAGUCCUCUACUUCGACAACAUUACGCCUCAAGAUGGAUAUUACUCCGUCGUCUCCAAAUCCUUCAGAGAAACGAGCGAAACCUGCUACGAAAUCAUCCGCAGAUCAUGGGCGGAAAUCGACCGAAUCGCCGAGAAGCCGCAGGGGCUUUCGAUUCUGAGCAAGAGAUUCAAAACUUGCGCCAAAUUGAAUCGCAGUUCGGAUCUGAAGGACUAUCUGGAUAACAUGUUCUCGGGAGCGGCGCAGUACAAUUUCCCAUCGGAGAAUCCAGUGGACGCCAUAUGCGCGGCCAUUGAUGGAGAAGCGAAGAAGAAAACGAGCGAUUUGAUUGGACAAGUUUUUGCAGGGGUUGUUGCUUAUAUGGGGGAGAAGCCGUGUUACGAUGUCUCCGAUUCUUGGCAUACUGUUGAUCCCACUGAUCAGUAUAGUUUUCAGAUUUGUAGCGAGAUGGUAAUCCCCAUUGGUGUCAGUGGGAAGGUCGAAUCGAUGUUCCCGACCGCGCCGUUCGAUUUAAACAGCUUCAAAAACGAUUGCAAGGCUUGGUAUGGUGUCUCACCAAAGCCUCAUUGGAUCACAACUUUCUAUGGUGGCCAUGACCUGAAAUUAGUGCUCCAAAGGUUUGCAAGUAACAUAAUCUUCUCCAAUGGGCUGAAAGAUCCUUACAGCAGCGGCGGGGUAUUGCAUGAUAUAUCAGAGAGCAUUGUUGCAGUCACUACUGCUAAAGGGUGCCAUUGCUUAGACAUACUAAGUGCUGAGGUGGACGAUCCCGAUUGGUUGAUAAUACAAAGGAAGACUGAGAUGGACAUAAUUGACGGUUGGAUUUCCAAGUAUCAUGCUGAUCUCUUGCAAUUCAAAAAAAGCGAUUCCCAUUGAAGUACUUACACGUUUAUCGGUCAACAUUCGUCUAUGCUGAUCACCAAUAAAAAUUUGACUUUGAAACUUUUCUAAAUUUUACUUUCCUACUUGUAAAAUAUAAUAGUAAUAAGCUAAAGACAAGUGUUGACGAGUAUUAUUCUCUGUUUCUUACAUAAGAAGCAAAGAUAUUUAUGUAUGAACUGUUGAAGAUCAAAUGGUUGUGGAUCACAUUUCAGAUUAAUCUAAUGGCUAUUUUUCAAAUUUGCAAAA
Messenger RNA from Momordica charantia (bitter melon), 1815 nucleotides. RefSeq lists its product as uncharacterized. Gene Ontology annotation, biological process: proteolysis. Lineage: Eukaryota; Viridiplantae; Streptophyta; Magnoliopsida; Cucurbitales; Cucurbitaceae. The record is from RefSeq and is a predicted model, not a curated record. Gene Ontology annotation, molecular function: dipeptidyl-peptidase activity; serine-type exopeptidase activity.